AUGGCAGGGCGAGCGAGGUGGGCCCUGCUGGGGUGGUGCUGUGGUGCCACCGUGAUCCUGGACGAUGCGCCGAGGUCCAAUCCCGCGCGGUACCACGAGCAGCAACAGGACCACUUUGAUCCGGGGAACAACGUCACUUGGCCCCAGGCCUACUACGUGAACGACACCUUUUGGCAGAAGGGCAGCGGCGCUCCCAUCUUCCUCUGCGUGGGAGGAGAAGGCCCGGCGCUGGACGCCUCGGCGGUGCAGAACUCGGUGCACUGCAGCAUCGCUGUGGAGGGGCUCAAAGCCAAGAAGGCGCUGAUGUUUGCGCUGGAACACCGGUACUACGGAUGCCACAACAGAUCGGCAUGCCCAGUACAGGACCUCGCAGGACCGGACGCCCUCAUGUACCUAUCCUCACGGCAGGCGGUGGAGGACAUUGCCAGCUUUGUGAAGGCCAUGAAUGCCAAGUACUCCCUCACGAGGAACCGCUGGGUGACCUGGGGUGGCAGCUACCCUGGCAUGCUGGCCGGGUGGUCGCGGCUGAAGCAUCCAGAGCUGAUCCACGCAUCGGUGGCGAGUUCGGCGCCGGUGUCCGCCACCUUCGACAUGCCAGAGUAUAUGGAUCACAUGGCCUUCGCCUACACUGUUUCCGACAACGCAGUCGGUGGCAGCCCUCAGUGCAGGGACGCCAUCCGAGCCGGGCAUGCCUGGAUAGAGGAGAGCUUCAAGGCGGGGAACUUCUCAGCGGUGGCGACGCGCUUCGGGCUGGCAGAGAAGAGUUUGGACACGUUGGACCAGCGCAUUGCUUUCGCCUCCUCAGGCGUCGCGGACUUUCCGGCACAGGAGAACGACCCCCUCUGCGAGCAGCCUGCCUGCAACAUCGCCAAGGUGUGCGCCAUCAUGACCAAUAGCACCUUCGGGGAUGAGGUGGAGCGCCUGCUGCAGCUGCGGAAGGCACAGGGCGUGGCCAAGUUCUCACGGCGAGGCCGCUGGCAGGCGCAGCUCGCGUCCGGGAGCUCCUCGCUCAGGCUGGGCCUGAAUGGCGUCUACGAGGCCAAGGACGAGCUGCCGGACUUUUGGUUCUUCCAGACCUGCAGGGAGUUUGGCUUCUACCAGACCUGCGAGGCCACAGGUGGCUGCAUGUUCGUGCGGGACCUCGCCAACGUCAGCUACUAUGCAGCGAAUUGCAUGAAGCUCUACAACAUCACACUUGGGGACGUCCAGUCCAACAUUGAUGGCACCAACUACCACUACGGUGGCCUUCUUCCGACUGGGACCAAGGGACAGCUUGGCAGGUGCGUGAUGUUCCCGAACGGCGAGGUGGAUCCUUGGUCCACUCGCAGUGUACUUCAAUCCCCUGGCAAGGAUUUGCCGACCUUGUACGUGUCCGGGGCCUCGCAUCACGCAUGGACAUGGCCCUCCCGGAAAGGGGACCAGGAGUCAGUGAUGGCGGCUCGCACCAAAAUUCGGGAGCAGGUGGAUGCGUUCUUUCAGAUGGACUGCGAUGAGGAUGCCCCACAAGGGCAGACGCCCCGGAGCCCCGUGCUUUUGAUCUCGCUCAUCGGCGUGGCAACACUGGGGAUCGCCACCUGCGCCUUUGUGAGAUGCAGGAGACCGCGGGUGGCAUCCGCAAGGCAGCCGCUGACGACGAGCUUGCAGCCUGCAUAG
Messenger RNA from Effrenium voratum, 1653 nucleotides. NCBI's taxonomy places the organism in Eukaryota, Dinophyceae, Suessiales, Symbiodiniaceae. The record is from the annotation of a GenBank genome assembly.